UUUGUUCAAAUUACACGGUUUUGGGUGAUUUUUUUUAUUUUAUCUGUCCAGGUGCCAGGACUGAACGUCAACGUUUCUGUCUUUUUUUUAACAUUGCGUUGUGCUGUAUUGAUAAUCAGUAGUCAAAGUGUGCACUGUGUGUAUGGCCCCAUUUUGAGCAGUAUGAUAUUGGGUGAUUGAUGUAGCUAAUCGCUGCACAAAUCUUUGCAGUGUGCUAUUACUAUUGCCACCUACUGGGGAGGCUAAUUCAUAACAGUACUCUCUGUUAGCAGAGAAAUGUGUGUAUUGAAUACGUUUGUUGACUUGAUUAAUUUUGUUUUAUUGAGUGCCAUUUAGUUGAUAUCAACUCAGCUGUGUUGGAUUCCCUCAAGGUGGGGGAGGGGGUUGAUUUCAGGGGAUGGAUGAGGCCCCACUUGAAAAUCUUGCUUCAGGCCCCCGUUUGCUUAGAGGCAGCACUGGUGAUGAGUAGCCACAUGGCAACCACUGCCAGAACAUUAGCGUCAACUUUACCCACAGCUACCUCUGUAAUCCUUUUCUCUUCUCCCCUUGCCCAUGUUUGCAGAGCUGCAGCAGGAUAGCCUCAAAGGAAGGAUUUUUGUAGAGUUUGUGUUGCACACCCUACAGUAUAUAACACUUCCUUUAACAACCUAUAGUACAGUGGAGUGGCUGCAAGACUUUUCUAAAUUUCCUCUUAGCGUCAUGUACACCGAGGUAAAAGGAAAUUGUUUAAAUGGUCCAGUGCUGGAUUAUGUUCUGUACCCCUGGGGCUGCAGAACUACAGUCACAGUCACUAUCUAAUUGAUCUAAUCUCAUUUUAAAUAAUAGUUCUUGGCUAAUAGUAUGUUAACAGAAAACCUGAUUAGGUGGUUUAUUCCAAACCACAACUGUAGAGUGCCCUGCAUGUGACCUAAGUGGAAUAAUACAGCCUCAGCCCAGACAAUGAAGAGACACACCUUGGUAAAGCUAGCCUUCACUGUCUUUUCAUAUGUACGGAUAUUAACUCUCAAAUUGCUGAUGAGUCCAAAUGUGGUUUAGACACACUUCCCCUGGAAUUGUUUGACUGCUGCAUCAUUCCUCAGAUGGCAGUGGUGCCUGGCAGGGUGACGGUGACGGUUUAGAGAAGUAAACGCUGGUUAUUAGAGCACGAGACAAAGAAGAAGAACAGCCCUCUAUCAAUUGUUGCAUUCAACAAUUGCUGCAGGGUGAGUUUCUAAUUUUAAGAACUAGUUUAAUGAAAGCUGAAAGACCUGUUCAUCUCACCGCAUGCUUCGAUGUUUGCGUCAUCAAAUUACCUCAUAGAGAACAACGCGGAAAGUUUUACCGGAAAGUUUUAGGCUUUGGACGUUUGGAUUUUUGAAACGGGAUUAUGAGGCAAAACAACAAAGCUUGAGGCUAAUGUUGACUUUUUUUAAAGAAAAAGAUGAGGUUUUGUUUUGUGUACGGUCUCUCAAUCACUGCUGUUCUCCUUGUCAUUGCUUCAUCAGGUGUUGCUGUUAGACUUGUGCAUCAGCAGAUCGCUGACUGUGAGUAUGGAGAAGACUUCACAGACAUGGUCUACUACGUAAAAAACAUAUUCAACAGGAAGUACGACAGUGUUUAUGACUCCCGGAUUGGAAAGUACGUUGGCUACGAUGAAUACGGCGUCAAAAAUGCAGAUCAUUACAACAACCAGGAUUGGAAAAUGCUGUUGAGAAAAGCUGAAGUGGACACUCUUUGCAGAUAUAAUGCAAGACAAUACAGGAUCAGCACCAUUGAUAGAAAAGUGCCUCCAACUGUGAAGGUCCGUCAGACUAAGCAUGCAGACUAUGGGGAGCGGACGAUGUUUGAGUGCAGCGUCUGGAGCUUCUACCCUCAGGCCAUAAAUGUGAGCUGGCUGAUAGACGGAGUUGAGACCGUCACUGAUGUGUCGUCCACAGACGUCCUGCCCAACGAGGACUGGACGUUCCAGCUUCACUCUUACCUGGAGCUGAUAUUGAAGAGAGGCGAGAGGCUGACCUGCAGAGUGGAGCACAGCAGUCUGGUGAAGAGCCUGGAGGUGGACUUUGACACAUUUUCUCUGGAUGCCAAAUAUAUCAAACUGUCAGUCGGGUCAAUCUUCUUCUGCAUUGGCUUCACUGCAGCUGUGGGGGGCGCAGUUUACUACUGGUGGAAACGGAGGUCUGGUUUCAGCCCUGUUGACGGACGAGAACAGACCUCCACCAGUCUUUCAGACUUAUAGAUGAUGGCUGUAAGAACAUUUGACACAAACAGGUUGUAAAAGAUGGCUGUAAGAACAUUUGACACAAACAGGUUGUAAAAGCAGGCAAAUUUUCUGUUUUAGUGUAGACAUUGUAGGUUUAAUCCAGUUAACAACAUGCUUCACAUUAAAAAUAAAUAUUUGGAUUUUAUUUAAAAAGAAA
Molecule: messenger RNA, 2399 nt
Organism: Cynoglossus semilaevis (tongue sole)
Lineage: Eukaryota; Metazoa; Chordata; Actinopteri; Pleuronectiformes; Cynoglossidae
Product: HLA class II histocompatibility antigen, DRB1-14 beta chain-like
Exons: 5
Coding region: 1421-2218 (265 amino acids)
Biological process (GO): antigen processing and presentation; immune response
Cellular component (GO): MHC class II protein complex; membrane
Source: RefSeq, a predicted model, not a curated record